AGCUCUGGAGCGAGUCUUUGAUGGUUCGUGACCGGAAGUUCUCUGCUCAGCAAAGGCGAAUCUGCGAGGGAGAGAAGGAAGAAGAGAGAGGUCAGUCGAAUCGAACGUGAUCUUGAUUGUGAUCUUGACUUGUCAUUGUAUUCGCCAUUGUCUCAGUCUCUAAGCCCCAUGUUCGGUUCGCUCUCUAAAACCCUCCUUCGCCGCCCCCUGUUCUUGCCCACCACCACUCUCAGAUUGAUCUCCACCGCCGCCGCCGCCGCCGCCGCCGCCACCUCGAGUCGACCCUCUUUCGCGGUCUCUUACCUCGUGAAUUCAUGUGGGUUGUCGCCGGAAUCGGCGUUGUUCGUUUCCGAACGCGUCAACUUCGAAACCUCGGCGAGACCCGACGCGGUCAUUGACGUCUUCAAGAACCAUGGUUUCUCUCAAUUCCAGAUUUCGGGUAUCAUUAGGAGGUGGCCUUGGCUGAUUUUGGCGAGUCCUGAGAGGACCCUCUUGCCCAAAUUGAAGUAUCUGCGCUCUGUCGGCUUUUCCGGCUCUGACCUGGCCAAAUCGAUCACUGCUGCUCCCUGCAUAUUGACUAGGAGCUUAGAGAAGCACCUCAUCCCCAAUUUCGGUAGGCUUCGGGACUUCCUUCGGGGCGAUAAGUAUGCGGUUACAGCUAUUAGACACAGUCCGAGAAUAUUGUCACAAGGUCUCGAGGCUACAGUUGAUCCUUUUGUCAAGAUUUUGAGAGAUAAGGGAGUGCGUGAAUCGAGCAUUGUGUGGUUAGUUAAGAAUCAAUCUAGGACGAUGAUAGCGUUGUGUGGUCACCUCGAUGAAAUUGUGGAGAAAACCAAGGGGAUGGGCUUUGAUGAUCCUUCUGCGGCAAAGUUUGCUGUGGCUAUGUUAGCGGUCGUGGGGAUGAGCGAAUCGACGUGGGAGAGGAAAUUCGAUGCUUAUGGCAGGUGGGGUUGGUCUAGAGAUGAUACCAUGAGAGCUUUUGUGAAGUGUCCUUGGUGCAUGGCCACGUCCGAGGAAAAAAUAAUGGCAAUGAUAGGAUUCUUUGUCAAGGAAAUGGGGUUUGAAUCUUCAUUUCUUCUGCGACAUCCUUCGUUGAUGUCGCUGAGCUUAGAAAGACGGAUUCGUCCUCGAUGUUUGGUUUUUAAACAUCUGUCGUUGCAUGGUUUGAUGAAGACGAAGAUUGGCUUGACUUCCCUGUUGACGUUUUCGGAAGUAGAUUUCCUGGAGAAGUUUUUGACCCCUCACAUCGAGGAAGCUCCGGAAUUGCUGGAUAUAUAUCGGGAGAAGAAGCAUAUGGCGACGGGGACACUGGUUCCAUGAAAUGGCACGGGCUACCAACUAAUUCGUUUGUCCCUCUUCCCUUAAAGGUUGUCAUUCUGUUUAUUUUGUGGCUCGAGUUUUGGCUGUCGAUUCUUUAAAGCUGUAUUGUGUAUCGAUGGAGAACAGCUGCCUGCCAUUUUUCUUGUGCAACCAUGGGACAAUGUCCAUUGUUUCGCAUUCUCCCUUUAAGUUGGUUCUUUAUUCGUA
This is a messenger RNA of Syzygium oleosum, 1527 nucleotides long. RefSeq lists its product as uncharacterized. Gene Ontology annotation, molecular function: double-stranded DNA binding. The transcript has a single exon. The coding region runs from base 169 to 1320 and encodes 383 amino acids. The record is from RefSeq and is a predicted model, not a curated record. Gene Ontology annotation, biological process: chloroplast organization; regulation of DNA-templated transcription. Gene Ontology annotation, cellular component: chloroplast. Lineage: Eukaryota; Viridiplantae; Streptophyta; Magnoliopsida; Myrtales; Myrtaceae.